UCAGGAGUUAGGAAGACUUCUGGACAGAGCAAAGUCAAGAUGAAUAUCCCCUUACUUCUGGCUCUUAUAUUUGGAGCAGCUUCUGCUCUUCAUCUGGAGACUACCAAUUUUGGGAGCCCCCUGGUAGAUGAGACCCAGCUUCAAGAUGGGAAGACCCCAGAACACGAGGCAAAUGAGGUCCCUAUGGGGGAAUUGAUGCAGCUGCCCGAAGAGGAGGAAGGAGGUUCUGGAAGUGAAGGUUUCCUUGAGGAAGAGAGGGCUGUCGAAUCAAUCCCAGACCAGGGUGCGGUGGACAAAAACUUUCAGUGCCCUAAGGAAGAGGACACAGUAGAACUUGCAGGCAGACCUGGGUGCAAGUACUGCCGACGCUACCUCCUGGUGAGACGGGCCAUGAAUUUUAACCAUGCUCAGUAUACUUGCCGAAGUUGCUACCGGGGCAACCUCAUCUCCAUCCACAACUUCGGCCUCAAUUACCAGCUCCAGUGCUUAGUCAGGGGACUCAACCAGGGCUACGUCUGGAUUGGAGGAGUGGUCACAGGAACGGGUCACUGCAGACGUUUCCGCUGGAUGGAUGGCAGUUGCUGGAAUUUUGGGUACUGGGCUUCUGGCCAGCCCUCAGCCUGUAGUGGUGGCUGCGUGACCAUGUGUACCCGAGGAGGUCAGUGGCGUCUAGCACACUGUCUUGCACAGCUUCCCUUCAUCUGUUCCUACUGAGCUGGACCCUGUGGCACACUCCUACGUGGCGGCCUCCUCCCCCCUGCAUGCUUCCCCUUCCCCCCACACCCUACAAUAAAAUUCUU
Talpa occidentalis (Iberian mole) is the source of this 800-nucleotide messenger RNA. It is a transcript of the gene PRG2, whose product is annotated as proteoglycan 2, pro eosinophil major basic protein. Bases 40 to 714 code for a protein of 224 amino acids. Gene Ontology annotation, biological process: immune response. The transcript is spliced from 6 exons. The record is from RefSeq and is a predicted model, not a curated record. Lineage: Eukaryota; Metazoa; Chordata; Mammalia; Eulipotyphla; Talpidae.